GGUUCGAGGUAGAACCUUUAACAACUAUACCAUAAGGCUUAGGAAGCCAUAAGAUAUAUUACAUCUAUUAUGAAGCCUAAUUGCAUAUACUGCACAUAUUUCAUUAUUUCGGGGAAGUCCAGCGACGUUGUCGCGUUGUAUUUAAACCUUUAAUCUUGACGAGUAGGUCGGUUAGUUUCCCCUUAGCAACACAUAUACGCGGAUACUAUUGCUUUGCUUCCAAAUUUUAUUUUCAGUUGCAAUGAACCGAAGCAAGUUUUUACUAAAACUGGCUAUGGAAAAUAAGUGUGCAGUUAUUAGUGAUGAAUCUAUAAAUGUUACCAUGGCAUCUGAUAGUCUGGUGCAAGUAAGUAUUCGUGCGAAUUAUUCCACGCCUACUUUUUUCCAUCCGUUUCCUUAAAGUAAUUUUUAUAUUGUGAGUAAAAUACAGAAAUUUAUUUGUAUUUUAAUAAAUUUGGGACAAACAGCAAUUUUUUACUUCAAAUUAGCAACUAGAACAUUAUUCUUGGGAUACCGCAGAUGUAGUAUCACCUGUUCCCACUAUGCCAGACAUACCUACACCAGAUCAGUUUAGCCUCAGCAGUAGUUCUUCAGAGAAUGACAACACAUCUAGAAACUCUGUGGCGUCGAUCAUACCUCCAACUGAUUUGGAUUUGAGCGAGAUAAGUUUAAAAGAAUUUAACUCACACAUAUCUUCAAAAUAUACCAAAACUUGGAAUUCCUAUUCAAAUAACGCAUAUAAUAGACUCCAAAAAAUCACCUCCCGUGCUAAAGAAAAGGGACAUAAGUGAUGACGAUAUGCAAUGCAGUGAUUUUGAAGAUUCUGGUUCAGAAUAUAGACCAUCACCUAGUGCUAGCGGAUCUACAGAAUCAUUUGUAUCUGUUAACAGAAAUCGUUCGUGCGACCAAGUAAAGUGUUAUGAAGGAAAAGUAAAUAACUCCGUAAAAUCACCAGAUAUAUUAAUACCAAUAGACCAACAAAAUAAUCAGCCAAUAACUAAAGAGAUUUCACAAAAAAUACCGAACAAUUAUGACAUUCUACAUCCACCGGACAUUUUUCAGGAUGAUAACCAGCGUUAUGUUAAGAAAUCUUCCGCCCGAGAAAGACCUACCAUUUGUCCAAUUUGCUUCAACGACGUGAUAACGCAUUUCACGAGACACCUUUUAAGAUAUCACGGAGACCACAAAGACGUGAUGGUGAUUAAAAAUCUUACACCACGUAGUAAGGAGCGGUUAGGUAUGAUUAAUGCUUUGAGAAAGCAAGGAUACUUUCAUCUCAAGGUCGAAAAAAAUAUUCUAAAUCCAAUAAGAAGUUCGAAAUUACCCGAUACACAGUAUUUUCUGUGUUCUUAUUGCUUGGGGCAUUAUUCUAAAAAGUUAUUACAUAAACAUAUCAAGAAAUGUAAGAAUAAACCUGCUGAUAUCAUUAACCCUGGAAAGAAUUGCCUUAGUAAAUCCCAAACAUUUCAAGCAUCAGUUUCAUUAAAAAAUCAUGAUUUCUUACGAAAGCUUCGCAUUAAAUCCGAAGUCUUUGACAUCAUGAGAGCCGACGAAAUAAGUGCUACUGCUAAAAGUGAUCCCCUCACCUGUUUAUUCGGAGAAACACUUUUAGCUAAACAUAAGCGACAACAAAUUGCUAACAUUGUGUCGAACAGAAUGCGAGAAAUGGCUAGGAUGCUUAUGGUUAUUAAAACUCUGGAAGAAGGGAUUCGCUCCUUUUUUGACGUUCUUAAACCUGAAAUGUUCUAAACCCUUAUUUUUGCGGUUAAGGACAUCAGUGGCUAUGACGUAGUAAAGAAAGAGUUUAGAGCCCCAUCAUUGGCGUUACAUAUGGGUACGAACAUAAAAAUCAUGUGCGAUGUUGCUUACACAAUAGUAUUAGAAAAAAGAAU
Messenger RNA from Cylas formicarius (sweet potato weevil), 1892 nucleotides. RefSeq lists its product as uncharacterized. NCBI's taxonomy places the organism in Eukaryota, Metazoa, Arthropoda, Insecta, Coleoptera, Brentidae. The transcript has 4 exons. The coding region runs from base 799 to 1749 and encodes 316 amino acids. The record is from RefSeq and is a predicted model, not a curated record.